AUGCGGCCUGAAGAUGACGAGCACCAUGAGACAGGGGAGAACGCAGAAGAUUCGUCCAGGAUUAUAGCAGAAGCCAUCCGCGCCCGACGACAGUUUCUGUACGGAACGGGUUCGGUGGUCGCUACCUUGUUGGGCUUGGUGUCGCUUGUGCUGUUCGUAUUCUACUUCGCCGGCGGCGGCGCCAGGGAGCCGGACCCAUCACUGUCCAGCCUGGGACAGUACAGCCGCUGGGCCGUCAUCACCGACGUACCUGCGUGCAAGCACAUACCAAGGGAGGUGUAUUCAAAGAACGGCACAAUGGCUGACGCCGCCGUGGCUACCAUGCUUUGCAUGGGCGUCGUGCACCCGCACGCGUCGGGCAUCGGCGGUGGAUUCGUGGCGCUGUACUAUCACAAAAUCACUAAACGAGCCCGCGUGCUGAUUGCCACCGAGACUGCUCCCAAGUCUGCCCGCCGUGAGAACUUCACCGACAGCAAGGCACUGCGCAGCGGCUGGAAGUCCGUGGGUGUACCCGCGGCGCUGUACGGCUACUACGCUCUACUCUCCGAGCUUGGCUCGACGUACCAGUGGGAGAAGUUGUUCGAGGUGGCCCACUACAAGGCUUCCGAGGGCGUCGACGUGGACGAGGGGCUGGCGAACGCCAUCAAGUACAUGGGCGAACAGAUUAAGCGCGAGGACACGCUCAAGGGCAGCACAGCAUCAUCGUAUGACGCUCGACCGCAAACACGCAGGCCCGUCUUCUGGAAUACAUACACUAAGGACCUGUACCGCGAAGGUCAACUACUACGGAAUCCGCCUCUGUCUCGGACGCUCAAGACACUGUCCGAGAAAGGAUUUAAUACGUUCUACACGGUGACCAAAGAAAGGAACACCACUAUAGGGGACGCCCUCAUCCAAGAUCUGACCGCCGGCGACGCUAGGGACUUCAUAAGCGAAGGUGCGCACGGCACCAGUUCUCUUGUGACCGGCACUGACCUGGGCAACUACCAGCCCGUUUGGAAGGACGCGCUACGCACAACGCUCCGCGGCGGACCCGCCGGCGACUUGACGAUGUACACCGCGCCGCCGCCUACGGCCGGCGCCGUGCUCUCGUACAUAAUGAACGUCAUGAACGUCAAGCGGAUACGCGACGACCCGACGCGAAGCCAGCAGUACGCUAUCACACUCGCCAACAUGCACUACCUGGCCGAGACGUUCAAGUACGCGCUCCAGAAGCGCUCCAACCUCGGUGACGACGACUACGUCGACAUACGGAAGGAGGUGCAGGAUAUGCUGUCCACGCACUACGCAUCGGACACCUUCAACAACAUACUGCCGGAAAGAGCGAGAAAGCCCGAGGACUACCUGCGCGGCGUCGUGGCGCAGUCUGACAAGGGCACCAGCAACCUCAUCCUGUACUCGCCCUCUGGAGACGCGCUUGUCAUCUCGAGCACACUUCACAACGCGUUCGGCAGCUUGCGCAUGUCACGCCAGACGGGCGUUCUGCUCAACAACGCGCUGACCGACUUCAGCGAUCUGGACAUGGCGACUCGGGUGGUGGACACCAGCGGGAGCGACAGCGAAGUGUCCGAGAGCGACGCCCGGCGCGCCAAUAGCAUGGCGCCCUUCAAGCGGCCCGUGACCUCCAUGUCUCCGAUGCUGGUGCUCGGACCAAACGGGUCGCUGAUGGCACUCGCCGGUUCCGGGGGACUGCGCAUUCCCACGAGCAUGGCCCAGCCAUGA
Molecule: messenger RNA, 1722 nt
Organism: Dermacentor silvarum
Lineage: Eukaryota; Metazoa; Arthropoda; Arachnida; Ixodida; Ixodidae
Product: glutathione hydrolase 1 proenzyme-like
Exons: 10
Coding region: 1-1722 (573 amino acids)
Biological process (GO): glutathione catabolic process
Cellular component (GO): plasma membrane
Molecular function (GO): glutathione gamma-glutamate hydrolase
Source: RefSeq, a predicted model, not a curated record